GAGAGGAGCGUCUAAUGCCUUGGAAAUCGGUCUGUGCAGCAUGGCAGACUGCAUCAGUGUGCUGUGAGAGGGAAAGUGGAUGAAAAUCUCCAACUGGAAAGUAUUUAUGUUUACCUUCUCUUUGCUUGAGCUGGUGUUUUCUCUUAAACUUGGGGUGAUGUCCCAGUGCUGGUGCAGGCAGGUCCUGCUCGGUGUGGAACUGGCCAUGCUGGUGGUGGUCCUGGUGGCCGGCAGUGCAGGACAGAUCCAUAACAGGAGGGAGGCUGGUUCAUCCUGCUACGGAGGAUUUGACCUGUACUUUGUUUUGGACAAGUCUGGCAGUGUGCAACAUCACUGGAAUGAGAUAUAUUACUUUGUUGACCAUCUGGCUCACAAGUUUAUCAGUCCUCAGCUGCGGAUGUCUUUCAUUGUAUUUUCAACAGAAGGAAGGAUUCUCAUGGCACUAACAGAAGACAGAGAGCAGAUUCGGGCUGGACUUGAGGAGCUACGCAUGGUGCAACCAGGUGGAGACACCUUCAUGGACAAAGGUUUUCAAAGAGCCAGUGAGCAAAUAUACUACGGCACUGGAGAUGGUUACCGGACAGCCAGUGUCAUUAUUGCCCUGACGGAUGGUGAGCUGAGGGAAAAUCAGUUUGACCUGGCACAAAGAGAGGCCAGCCGAGCGCGCCAAUUGGGUGCCACUGUGUACUGUGUGGGAGUGAAAGACUUCAAUGAAACCCAGCUUUCAACGAUAGCUGACAGUACGGACCAUGUCUUCCCGGUGAAUGAUGGAUUUGAAGCACUACAAGGGGUCAUUGACUCGAUCCUGAAGAGAUCCUGCAUUGAGAUCCUGGCUGUAGAGCCCUCCAGCAUCUGUGAAGGAGAAUCGUUCCAGGUGGUAAUCAAAGGAAAUGGUUUCCUUCAUGCCCGAGACGUAGAGAAAGUUCUCUGCAGCUUUCGCAUCAAUGACACAAUUACUUUGAUGAAAAGACCUUUGGUGGUGAGAGAUACCUACCUUUUGUGCCCAGCUCCUGUUCUGGAAAAAGAGGGAACGUCUGCCACUCUCCACGUCAGCAUGAAUAAUGGCCUGAGCUUUAUAUCAAGCUCCGUCACAAUUACUGCAGUCACUUGUUCUGAUGGGACCUUUGUGGCCAUAGCUCUGCUCAUCCUGCUGCUCCUGCUCACCAUGCUUCUGCUGUGGUGGUUCUGGCCUCUCUGCUGCACCGUGGUAAUUUAUGAGCCACCUCCUCCAGUUAUAGAGGACAGCUCUGAUGAUGAGGACGGUUUUCCCAAGAAGAGGUGGCCCACAGUGGACGCUUCGUACUACGGAGGACGUGGAGUCGGAGGCAUCAAGAGAAUGGAGGUCCGAUGGGGAGAUAAAGGCUCAACUGAAGAAGGAGCCAAACUGGAAAAAGCUAAAAAUGCUCGAGUUGUGAUGCCUGCAGAGGAGUAUGAUCCACCACGGCCUUACUACAACAUGCACAAAUCUAUCCGCCCCCAGAAGUGGUACUCUCCCAUCAAGGGCAAAUUGGAUGCUUUGUGUGUAUUCCUGAGAAAAGGCUAUGACAGAGUGGCUGUGAUGCGACCUCACGCUGGAGACAAGGGCAAGUGCAUAAACUUUACCCGAAGCAAAUCCUACCCUGCUCCUCGUUAUCCAAUCUACAACAAUCCCUCCACGCCUGUCUACACUUUGCCCCACAGUUACCAGCGUCGUCCGUCAGAGGGCAGCCACAUCUUCCAUUUGCCCCCUUCGCCAACUUCCACGCUCCCCCCUCUACCGUCCACUCCUCCCCCGUCCUUCACCACCCCUCCCAUGUACACACCACCUCCAAACAGAGCCCUGCCCCCUUCUUACUUGAGCUCAGUCUCUGCACCCCUGUCUCCAACUGGCUCCCUACCUCCUCCCCCUCAGGGUCCACCCCCAUGCAGAGCGCCUCCUCCAUCACGCCCUCCUCCACACCCCAAUCAUGAGAGCCACUGAUGAUUAAAAAGCAAAUAGUUGAUGAGAAGGAUCCAAGCUCAGGAUGGAAACCUGAAAGGAUCCUCUCAGUGUGCCUCUGCCCAAACAGAGUGACUCUAUAAUGUUGCCUUUUGAGGCUGCAGCUGGUGAGUCAACUCCUGCACAGUCUGUUUUUCUCACGCAUGA
Messenger RNA from Perca flavescens (yellow perch), 2125 nucleotides. It is a transcript of the gene antxr1b, whose product is annotated as ANTXR cell adhesion molecule 1b. The record is from RefSeq and is a predicted model, not a curated record. Gene Ontology annotation, molecular function: transmembrane signaling receptor activity. The transcript is spliced from 18 exons. NCBI's taxonomy places the organism in Eukaryota, Metazoa, Chordata, Actinopteri, Perciformes, Percidae. Gene Ontology annotation, cellular component: plasma membrane; cell surface. The coding region runs from base 80 to 1960 and encodes 626 amino acids.